Molecule: messenger RNA, 3199 nt
Organism: Carassius gibelio (silver crucian carp)
Lineage: Eukaryota; Metazoa; Chordata; Actinopteri; Cypriniformes; Cyprinidae
Product: neuronal acetylcholine receptor subunit beta-2
Exons: 7
Coding region: 257-1726 (489 amino acids)
Biological process (GO): monoatomic ion transmembrane transport; nervous system process; signal transduction
Cellular component (GO): synapse; postsynaptic membrane; neuron projection
Molecular function (GO): transmembrane signaling receptor activity; acetylcholine-gated monoatomic cation-selective channel activity
Source: RefSeq, a predicted model, not a curated record
UGUUAGCGCGCGUAAUCUGACCGGAGUCUGUGGACGGGCUCGCGCUUCUCUCGGCGCACUGGAGUACAUUGCCUUAACGCGAGCAAAACAUUUGUCGAUGAUUGAGAGACGGCUGCUGAAUGCUGAGAGAGAAAGAGCAAAGCCCGGAGCACAGAGAAUAACCCUCGGCUAGGGUAAAGCACCACAGCGCCCGUCCUGGAGAGUGCACUGGACAUCACUGUGAACCUUCACCCAGGACAGAAAGAGAGAGAGAGAAAUGGUCUUCGUGAUGGCAUCAAAGUGGCUUAUUUGUUUCUGCCUACUUUGGCUCUGCGUGACAAGGUCUCUUGCUGCUGAUGCUGAGGAGAGGCUGGUAGAUUUUCUGCUCGGUCCUGAGCGUUACAAUAAACUUAUCCGUCCUGCGGUCAAUAAGAGUCAGCAGGUCACUAUUGGCAUCAAAGUCUCUCUUGCACAGCUCAUUAGUGUGAAUGAGAGGGAACAAAUCAUGACGACGAAUGUGUGGCUGACUCAGGAGUGGACUGACUACAGACUGGUGUGGGACCCGAAUGAGUAUGAAGGCAUCAAAAAACUACGAAUACCAUCACAGCACAUCUGGCUUCCUGAUAUAGUACUCUAUAACAAUGCUGAUGGUGUAUAUGAAGUUUCAUUUUACUGCAAUGCCGUAGUCUCCAACACUGGGGAUAUUUUCUGGCUCCCUCCUGCCAUCUACAAGAGCGCCUGUGCUAUAGAAGUCCGUAACUUCCCUUUCGAUCAACAGAACUGCACGCUUAAAUUUCGCUCUUGGACCUAUGACCGCACAGAACUCGAUCUUGUCUUGACGUCUGAUUUUGCCAGUCGCGAUGACUACACACCCAGCGGCGAAUGGGAUAUCGUGUCCCUCCCUGGCAGAAAAAACGAAGACCCCAAUGACCUCACAUAUCUGGAUAUCACAUACGACUUUGUGAUUAAACGCAAACCUCUCUUCUACACGAUUAACCUUAUCAUUCCAUGCGUCCUCAUCACGUCUCUUGCAAUUCUGGUUUUCUACCUCCCUUCAGACUGUGGAGAGAAGGUGACACUAUGCAUGUCGGUUCUUCUGGCUCUUACUGUGUUUCUGCUCCUGAUAUCGAAGAUCGUUCCACCAACAUCAUUAGCUGUUCCAUUAAUAGGAAAGUAUCUGAUGUUUACGAUGGUGCUGGUCACAUUUUCUAUUGUGACGAGUGUGUGUGUGCUCAACGUGCACCACCGUUCUCCAUCGACACACUACAUGCCCGAGUGGGUCAAGUGUGUGUUUCUUCAUAAGCUUCCUGCUUUCCUUCUGAUGCGACGGCCUGGAAGGUCUAAUGUACGGGAAAGGUUUCGACGGAAACAUCAACGGAAAUCAUUCUCAUCUCAUCAGGAUGGAGACUCGUUCUUCUUAACUGAUGACCCUGGGCGUGUGUGCGGGGCUUGGAGGGUCGGUGACCUCCCUGAGGGGUCAGAGUUCAGGCAGAGAGUGAAAGUCAGGCACGACCAAGAUGUGGAUGAGGCCAUAGAUGGUGUGAGGUUCAUUGCUGAACAUAUGAAGAUUGAGGAUGACGAUGAAGGGAUCAUUGAGGACUGGAAGUAUGUAGCCAUGGUGAUCGACCGGCUCUUCCUCUGGAUUUUUAUCCUGGUGUGUGUCGUCGGCACACUCGGACUCUUUGUUCAGCCUCUCUUUCAGAGCUACAACACCCCCGUGGCAGAAGAAGUAUAUGGGGAUUUCUAAAAUAUCCACUGAGUGAUCCUGUGACUUUGGGGCAUACCAGCUUUGACAUAUCACAAACACAAAUCCACAUUAACGUUCAGCAGAACCGAACCAUUGUGGGACGAAUUCACUAAACUGUUGCAUUAGCGUGUGGUGUUUCAGCGCAAACUUAGGAAUUUUAUUCACCAACCACCCGCAAUACAGUUUAAGCAGCACAUAAUAAUUUUUUUGAAAACCUCUUUUCUAUGCAAAUUAGGCUUCUUAUAGCAUGUGUAUUAACGUUGUGCUAUUAUCGUCCACAGGAAGCUGGCUGUAAACACAAUUGUAUGUAAACAGAUACCGAUUUACAUUUUCUACUGAUCGUGGUAGCAGUAAAUUAUCAAAUGAUGAUUAAUUGGAGUAGAGUGUUAUAAUCAGCCGUAAAAUCAGCCAUUACUCAAUUUGCAUAAUUUCUUUAGAUGCAGAUAAACACAUUUGCUGGUUCUGUUCCUUCUUAGUGAAUUCCUUAUGUGUGUCACAUGACAAACAGUCUCAACGCUAUAAACCAAUGAUCCUGUUUCUUUAAUUAAAGGUGCUGUAUGUAAUUUUUUUGACUAUAGUAAAGCAUACAAAUGCCAUAAUUGAUUUGCAGAUAUUUAGGAAACGCUUAAUAUACUUGUUUCUCUGAAAAGCAAUGCUACAGUCUACUUUUAAUGUGCAUUCUGUGUCAGAAUGUCUGUUUUUGUUUUGGUGUGUGUGAUUCCUUACACAGUCAUGGAAUCCAGCAACACAAAUUGGGUCAGAGAUCACAGAUUCUAUCCAACCUAAAAAGCUUUGGAUCCAACUAAAAAUCUCUGUUUCGAGAGGAAUAAUUAAACAUGGAUGAAUCAUCUUGUCAGCUUAAAUUGUAAGGCUCGCUGCCUUCAUUUGUCAGUUGAAUUCUCCCUGUCGCACGUUCUCAAUCUGACAACCCAGACUCCUCGAGUCUGAGGAGGAUGUACCGGAGAAACAAUAUUUUUAAACUAUAUAUUUUAACUACUAGCUCAAAAUUACAUACUGCACCUUUAAGAGUUUCUCAUUUGAGCAAUAAAAGUCAGCUGUCAUCUUUGCAGCCAAAUUGUUGUACAACAUUUAUAUGGUUUAUGUAGUGUUCACUUUUAUGUUUUUUUCAAGGCACACAUUCACUUAUAUCAAAGAAGGGUUUACAGGGUUUCAAGAGCAGGAUUAUCAGAGACCUUGAUGCAAGAACUAAUUUUCUAAGACGUUUUUUCUCCUCUUUGCUUGACCUCAUACAAAUGCAUUGACACAAACUGUAGUUCACUCAGUAUUGUUUGAAAUGAACAUUUGAUUAAUGGCUAUAAGUGGUUUUCCAGAAUUGAAGCACAUUUUAAUUGCCUUAAAAGAAAGUUUCAUGCUGUGAUUGAUCACUUCACCACCACAAAAGUAUGAUCAAUAGACUUUCCAAAAUAAGCAUUGUAGUUAAUAAAAUAAUACAAUAAAUAUUUUUUUCCUUCA